Arabidopsis lyrata subsp. lyrata is the source of this 834-nucleotide messenger RNA. RefSeq names its product iron-sulfur assembly protein IscA-like 2, mitochondrial. Lineage: Eukaryota; Viridiplantae; Streptophyta; Magnoliopsida; Brassicales; Brassicaceae. Gene Ontology annotation, molecular function: iron ion binding; 4 iron, 4 sulfur cluster binding; 2 iron, 2 sulfur cluster binding. The record is from RefSeq and is a predicted model, not a curated record. Gene Ontology annotation, cellular component: mitochondrion. The coding region runs from base 139 to 615 and encodes 158 amino acids. Gene Ontology annotation, biological process: iron-sulfur cluster assembly. The transcript is spliced from 4 exons.
CAAUCUUUCUUUUGCCUCCCUCCGUCCGUCGUCACCAAGGAAGAAAAUUUCCAGAGAAAGCUUAAAACUUUUUGUCUUCAAUGGCGAAAAACUCAUAGAAAGAGAUUGAGAGAAAAAGUUCUGAAGGAUUUUAAAAUCAUGUCGAGAUCUCUGGUGAAACGCGUUGCUCCUUAUUUGGUUGGUCGGAUAAGAGAAAAUCAUCGAUUGCUUAAUUUUUCUUCUGCUUCUGCUCUCAAAGAAGCUUCUUCUUCUUCUUCUUCCCAAUCUGAAUCGUCUUCUAUUGAUGUCGUCCAUCUCAGCGACAAUUGUAUCCGGAGGAUGAAAGAGUUACAAUCUAGUGAGCCGGAAAAGAAACUGCUUCGCUUGGGCGUAGAGACGGGAGGCUGUUCUGGUUUCCAGUAUGUGUUUGAGCUUGAUAAUAGAACCAAUCCUGAUGACAGGGUUUUCGAGAAGAAUGGUGUCAAAUUGGUUGUAGAUAAUGUUUCAUACGACUUCGUUAAAGGUGCUACGGUUGAUUAUGUCGAGGAACUGAUCCGUGCUGCUUUUGUGGUAGCUGAAAACCCGGCCGCAGUGGGUGGAUGCAGUUGUAAAAGCUCCUUCAUGGUGAAACAGUGAAUCAUUGACUCAAUCUUCUUUAUAUGGAUUAGAAACCAAAUUUGAUCUUUUGUUUAUUACAUGUAUACUGUCAGAAGUUUUGCUAUGUAUCAAAAGGCAUAACUAGGGAAAGAUACAAAACUCUGUAGGCUUCUAUAGCUCAACAAGUGAUUUGUUAAUCCUAUUUUUAAACAAUAAUGGAAAGAUUUAUACAAAGAGGAAUCUUGUAUCUUCUCUUAA